GGGAAAGACCCUGCCGGGCGGUGGGAACUGGACCCGGCUGCAGCCCCUUCCUCCUCCCCCGACGUGUCGCUGAGACCUGGGAUGGGAACCGGAGGCCGAAGAGGCCGCAGUGGCUGCAGACGCGGUUAGCAAGCUGUUCAGCUGGGAGUUAGGGGAAGGAAGGAACUGCCUUUAUUGUGCCUGAGAGAAGAGAGAGCUCGGGGUAGGGUGGGGGGGAGGGGAGGAGAAAAGGGACCCCAGGAAUUCCAUGUGGGCCCCGGCUCCCGGGGGUUUCUAACUGCACGGGUCGGGAGCAUUGCGGGCGCGAUGGGACGCUGCUGAUUGUCCCCGCGUUCCAAACCUCCCGGGCGGGAAUCUCUUCGUUCCGGCUGCUUUAGGGAGGCAGUGGGGACUGGCCUCCUUCCCCGGGUCCAGCCAUGGCUCCCAUGGGCAUUCGCCUCUCUCCGCUUGGCGUGGCCGUCUUCUGCCUGCUAGGGCUGGGCGUGCUCUACCAUCUCUAUUCCGGUUUCUUAGCCGGCCGCUUUGCCCUCUUCGUCUUGGGGGGAGACCGAGGAGGCGGUCCCGACGCGCCGGGCUCUCAGGCCGAUGGGGGCACGGUGGACCUCCGCGAAUUACUGGCCGUAUCGGUUCUGGCCGCCGUCAGGGGAGGGGAGGAGGUGAAGAGGGUCCGCGAGAGCAAUGCCCUCAACGAGAAGGCCAAAGGGAAAACCCGGGAAGGAGCCGAGGAGAAGAUGACCAGCGGGGAUGUGUUGUCCAACCGCAAAAUGUUCUAUCUUCUGAAAACCGCCUUCCCCAACGUGCAGAUUAAUACCGAAGAACAUGUGGAUGCAGCUGAUCAGGAAGUUAUCUUGUGGGAUCAUAAUAUCCCUGAAGAUAUCUUGAGGGAAAUAACCAAACCCAAAGAGGUGCCAGCAGAAAGUGUUACUGUCUGGAUUGAUCCACUUGAUGCUACCCAAGAAUAUACAGAGGAUCUUCGGAAAUACGUUACUACAAUGGUGUGCGUAGCUGUCAAUGGUAAACCAGUACUAGGAGUAAUACAUAAGCCAUUCUCUGCAUACACAGCUUGGGCCAUGGUGGAUGGUGGUUCUAAUGUGAAAGCUCGUACUUCCUACAAUGAAAAGACCCCAAGGAUCAUUGUGUCUCGCUCCCAUUCAGGCACAGUUAAACAAGUGGCUCUUCAGACAUUUGGAAACCAGACCACAAUUAUACCCGCAGGUGGUGCAGGUUACAAAGUUUUAUCCCUUUUGGAUGUGCCUGAUGAGAACCAAGAAAAAGCUGAUAUCUAUAUCCACGUGACAUAUAUUAAAAAAUGGGAUAUUUGUGCUGGCAAUGCCCUCCUCAAAGCUCUUGGGGGCCAUAUGACUACCUUGAAUGGUGAAGAGAUAAGUUACACUGGCUCUGAUGGCAAUGAAGGAGGACUCCUAGCCAGCAUCAACAUGAACCAUCAGGCACUAGUCAAAAAACUCCCAGAACUUGAGAAGACAUCCCACAAAUGAGCAUAAGGUCUGCAAGGAUACACCUCUCCUUCCCAGAGCUGUGAAGAGUCCGCCUGAAGGGCCCUGGGCUAUCUGUGGAAGACUAUGCAUGAUCAAGGCCAUCCAGUCUUCUUGAGAUGAUAGAAAGCAACAGGGACUCUCCCCACCUCCUAUUCCCUCCCCUUGCAAGAUUGAGGAGAAUGUGUAGUUUUUUAUCUCAUUCACCAUCUUUAAUUUGGGGACUGUUUUCAUACAGCUGCCAUACUCAAGGUGCAUAUAUGUAGAUAGAUUGUGGGUUGAAAUCUAGAUUUGAACAGAUCAUAUUUGAGUGAUUUGUCACAACAGCAUCAUUAAACUUUUAGUACUUUUCACAAUCAGGCAGAACCAAGGAUUAAUUUUGAAAGCUCAUUUGGUAUUACUUUAUAAUAUACUUUGUUGAAAAUGAAUUCCCAUCAAGAAUUUCUCCCUAAUUCCAUUUGAAUGGAAAGCACAAGGAGCCAAACACCUAUCUAUAUGCAAGAAAUAAAUAACUAUUCAUCUGUGACAGAAGAACAUUUCUGACUGAUUAAAAAUAACAGAACACUUUGAGUUUGCUUUUUUCCAGAACUUUUAAAAGUUGGUCAUCCAGCUGGUAGAAAAUAAUGAAUUUUUGAUGAUUUGUAAAUCAUGGUAAUUGUUAUUUCUGUAUAUUUUAAAAGAAAAUUGUGUUUCUUUACAUAGCUUUAAUGUCUUGCCGUUGAUUUUCACCUUCUCUGUGAAAGAUGCAUGACUCAUUGGGUGCUCCCCCAACCCCUUUCCCAGUCCUAAUUAUUGAUUCUUCUACUUGUAAGUUUAAUUUUCAAGUUUCAGAAUUGGCCCUAAGGAUUUUACUAAACUGUUCCACAAUCUAUUUUUAAUGAAAAGAUUGUUGAGGGAAUUAGGUUCAGAAAAGGGGAUCAUAAAAUUUUAAAUGAAUUGUUGAUAGCUGAAAAUUGAUCUAAUAUCAGAAUUGGGCUAGCCUUUCUCAUCCACCCCCUAAAAAUAAUCAAAUUAACUAGUUUUUUAAAAAAAAAUUGUUUUAUCUUGUUUGCAUUUAAUUGAUUUGAACUUCAUCAUAAGGAGUUACUGCUGCUCUUACUGUCUCUGAGUAUUUUUCCCCAAACUACAAGUGGUUUGGGGGCAUCACAUAAAUAAAUACACUGCAGGGUAAAACACCGAGGCUUAGAAUUCAUUCUGAUGAGAGUUUUCUUCUGAGUACACUUCAGACUCUAGUUCAAACAGGAAGAAUGAAACAUUUGCCUCAUGUCCUGUUGUGUUUUGGCUAUAACCAGGGCCUAUCUCUGAGCUUUCAUCCAGAAGUCUGGUUUCUUUCUGGGUGAUUAUAUACCUGAACACUAAAAGGACACCAACCAGCGCCAUUCUUUUUUUUAUCCCUUUUGUAGUCCAUUGUCCUAUGGAACAAUGGCAAAGAAGGGAUUCUGUUGAGAGAAAGAGAGAGAUUCUGUUGGACUUAAAUCUUUUAAACUUAAUUCUUUAUGGUUUUUUUCUAGUAACGUGACUUAAUGUUUCUGAAUGAUGAAUUAUGGUAUUUAGCAUUACUGUGGACUAUACAGCUCUCUUGACUUCAUAAUCUGGUGAAGAAAGCUUGUUUCAUAUAAUACAGAUUAUGUUGAGGACAUCAUUUCUAAGUCUUUUCUUGAGGAAAAUGAGUAACAUUGCCACACAACCACUUGAAGUGUGCCCAAAGGCUGUUGAUAUUACCUCAGUGACCAGAGCCACUAUCAAUGUCCUACUCUGCCUAAAAAUGAUAUGCAUAAGAUGUGAUGAUUUGCGAGAAUUCUAUAGUGAGGAAAAAAGUCCAGACUCCCUAUAGGCAAGAUUAUAUUGUGUCAUCCAUCCACUUACUUUUACCUAGUCCUCAACUCUGAAAGUAUAGCUGACAAGAUGGUAAAUGGGAGUAUGUGGUCUUGAACAAAGAUACACCUUGGCUUAUCUUUAUGAAAUAGGUUAUUUCUGUACUCAUGACCAUUUAAUAUUUCUUUUGUUGAAUGAGGCAUAUUUUUUGGUUAUUCUAAUAGUUAAAAAUUUUUUUUUAUUUAUGCAGUUAGCUAGGAAUUCUGUAUACAAUGUUGAGAGUUUAAAAAUCCUUAGCCAUUUGGUUAGCACUUUGAUUAAAAAAGACUUCUUAUUGUCAUUAUAAAAAUGGCAGGAGAGGUAGAUCAUUGCUAACUCAACUUGCUCCUCUAGCAGUGUAUAUGGAAAAGACAUUUGUUUUAAUUCUAUAAAUCAGUUUUUAUUAAAGACCUGCUUUGUGCAAACCACUAUUUUGAGUGUUGAGAGGGAUGCAAAGAUAUGUGAGGGAAUGUCUUAACCAGCACAUUUUUAGCUGGCAUUCACCAAUAAGUAUAUACCAGCAAACAAUUGAUUUGUACCAGCAAAGUUGGUGAGUCACGUAUUGCCAAUUUGGACCUCUAUACUAAGACUAAAUAUUUUAGAAGGAGAAAUUCAGCUGACAGUCUAUUUUGAUUACAUAUGGCAUAUGACUUUAGGUUUGAAAAUUCCAAUUCAGCUUGGACAAGGUACCUCCCUUGACCUUAUUAUUAAAAAGUUUUAUUUUUCACACAUCUGCAUGAUCACUGAGUCCAUUCAGCAAUGAACAGACAUUAGUUGGUAGUCAUAUAUGAUUUCAUUGAUGUGAUAAUGAAUUGUGUAUUUGGUAUUUUGGGUUUUAGGUUGGCAUUGUGCUUUACCCCUAGUAUUGCAUAAUUAUGUCUUCAAAUGUUUUUCUUAUCUUCUAAGAUAAUUUAAAAUAAAUUAUUUUGAAAUGGUCAAA
This is a messenger RNA of Antechinus flavipes (yellow-footed antechinus), 4287 nucleotides long. It is a transcript of the gene BPNT2, whose product is annotated as 3'(2'), 5'-bisphosphate nucleotidase 2. Gene Ontology annotation, biological process: skeletal system development; phosphatidylinositol phosphate biosynthetic process. The coding region runs from base 417 to 1496 and encodes 359 amino acids. Gene Ontology annotation, cellular component: endomembrane system. The transcript has 5 exons. The record is from RefSeq and is a predicted model, not a curated record. Gene Ontology annotation, molecular function: 3'-nucleotidase activity. NCBI's taxonomy places the organism in Eukaryota, Metazoa, Chordata, Mammalia, Dasyuromorphia, Dasyuridae.